Messenger RNA from Marmota monax (woodchuck), 3797 nucleotides. It is a transcript of the gene Stimate, whose product is annotated as STIM activating enhancer. The record is from RefSeq and is a predicted model, not a curated record. Gene Ontology annotation, biological process: activation of store-operated calcium channel activity. Gene Ontology annotation, molecular function: calcium channel regulator activity. The transcript is spliced from 8 exons. Bases 108 to 992 code for a protein of 294 amino acids. Gene Ontology annotation, cellular component: membrane; cortical endoplasmic reticulum. NCBI's taxonomy places the organism in Eukaryota, Metazoa, Chordata, Mammalia, Rodentia, Sciuridae.
CGGCUCCCGGCUCGGGCUCCGGCCUCCGGCCUCCGGGCUCGGCGGUGCGGUCCCCGCAGCAGCGAGGCUGGGCGGGCCGGCGCCCCACGCCCUCCCGCCAGGCCGCCAUGCAGGGCCCCGCCGGGAACGCGAGCAGCGGACUGCCGGGCGGGCCGUCCUCCACUGCCGCGUCCGGGGCGGGCCGCUGUGAGAGCGGCGCGCUCAUGCACAGUUUCGGCAUCUUCCUGCAGGGGCUGCUCGGCGUCGUGGCCUUCAGCACAUUAAUGCUCAAACGCUUCAGAGAACCAAAACAUGAGAGACGUCCAUGGAGAAUAUGGUUUUUAGAUACUUCCAAACAAGCCAUAGGGAUGCUGUUCAUCCACUUUGCAAAUGUGUACCUGGCAGAUCUCACUGAAGAGGACCCUUGCUCACUGUACCUCAUCAACUUCCUCCUGGACGCCACUGUGGGCAUGCUGCUCAUCUAUGUGGGAGUGCGCGCUGUCAGUGUCUUGGUAGAGUGGCAGCAGUGGGAAUCCCUGCGUUUUGGUGAAUAUGGAGACCCUCUGCAAUGUGGGGCCUGGUUUGGGCAGUGUGCCCUUUACAUCGUGAUCAUGAUCUUUGAAAAGUCCGUCGUCUUCAUCGUCCUUCUUAUACUUCAGUGGAAAAAGGUGGCCCUACUGAAUCCCAUUGAAAACCCAGACCUGAAACUGGCCAUCGUCAUGCUGAUCGUCCCCUUCUUUGUCAAUGCAUUGAUGUUUUGGGUAGUGGACAAUUUCCUCAUGAGAAAAGGAAAGACGAAAGCUAAACUAGAAGAGAGAGGAGCCAACCAGGACUCAAGGAAUGGGAGUAAGGUCCGCUACCGAAGGGCGGCAUCUCACGAGGAGUCGGAGUCUGAGAUCCUGAUCUCGGCCGAUGAUGAGAUGGAGGAGUCCGACGUGGAGGAGGACCUCCGCAGACUGACCCCACUCAAGCCUAUGAAGAAAAAGAAGCACCGCUUCGGGCUGCCUGUAUGACACAUUCCAUGCUGGGGGUGACAAGUUUGGGGCCAGCCAGCUGCUGGGUCAGCAGGUGGUCACCCCGCAGCAUCAUCCCUUCCCUCCUCUCUCUGCCCCUCCUCUUCUACCUCCACUCCUCUCGCUGUCUCUGCCCACUCUCUGCCCACCCCCAGACUACUGUGACUUAAAAAGAGGGAACAGGAACCAGCACCCAAGUGGGCCGUGGGCAGCUGGAGGUCCCCGCCCAGUUGCACUACAAACACUGACCAAAUAUGCAAGCAAAGAGCUUUGUUUGUUUGUUGUUGUCUUGCACAGUGUUGUGAGGGACCCCAAAGCCCCUGUCCUGUGUCUGACCAGGUGGUGAGGUACAGGAAAAAACAGGCCCACACAGGCCCACACAGACCGCGGGUGGGUCUCUCCCCAAGGCUGCAGGCAGCGAGGACACAUGACGUGCUUGGGGCUAAAGUCACUCACUGACCAAGUUGGAACCGGAAUGCUUUCUUACUCAAAAUGGCUUUUGUAACUCUUGAUUUCUAAAGCCGGUUUUAUGAGCUAUGACAGUGUUAACUGUUUUUUGAGUAUGUGUUUAUUUCCUACAAAGUACCUAUGGGACUAAUGGGCAAAACCUAGAUUUUUAAGUCUUCCGUAUGCUGUUUGACUUUUAUAUUUUUAAGUUAUAUUUUCAUACUAUUGUAUUUAAAAACUCUUUUUAAUCCCCAAAGAAAUGGAUUUGUUUGCCUUUCAUGGGGUAUGAGCUGUGGGAGGAAGAAGUCAAGAGUUUUUCUACUUGGGAUAUUGUUAAGUAAUGUCCUACAAUGAGGCAAGUGACCCCAGUGGGCAAGGUGGACGGCCUUUGCCUGGAAUCAGAACCCGUGGUUGUGGAAGGUCAGGUCUGUGCAUGAGGCAGCUGGUCUGAAGGUGGAUCUGCGUGCCCCAGAGUGUGUGGAACAGGAGGGGAUCUGCCAGGACCCCAGUCACUUCUGCUGGCAGGUUAGAGGUCUUGGUUUAACUGGUAAAGGAGCCUAAGAGUUAGGUUUUUGUGUCCAGAGGAAUCAAGAGCAUGGGCUGCUCGUGUUUGUUCCCUGCCUCUCCCCUCAAGUGUAAAAUAGUCCCAGCCUCUUAGCCUCUACUACAGCAGCCUGCAGAGUCAAUCCUCUUCUGGUGCCUGUCACCUGCUGUUAUCUGCUCAUUUUACAUGGAAGUCUGGAGAACAUCCACACGGCCAGACGAGCCUGUUUUCAGUCCCCCCUUCCCCACUCUGCAGAGCAUGGAGGCUGGGGUGGGCAGGUAGAGGUGAGACAACCUGCUGUCUAAAUCCAGAGGCUGCAGCCCCUCCUCACAUGGUAGCACCUGCUCUUCAGCCUGGCCACAGGCCCCUGUGGCUCGGAGAGUUUGCUGAAUAGAGGUGGAGCUGGCUGAGCCCAGCACUUUCCUGCUGUGGAAGCAGCAGGGUGGAGUUGCCCAGUGGUUUGUCAUGCCAAGAGGCAGCCACAGAUCCUUAGGAACAGAAAACUAUAAUGAAACAAAAAACUAUAAAACAAAAAACUAUAAAAACGCUAUAAUGCGGGCUACAAGUGAGACAAGCGCAGAGGCCAUUCCACUCAGAACCAUCUUUUUAAACCUGUGUAAAAACAUGUUCCUCUUCAACAUAAUGGGUCUGAAUAUGUUUGUGGUAUGUAAGCCAGACUGUUGAACCAGGCACCUGGAACUGUCGUCUGCUGCUGCUUGUGGUCCUGCCUGUCUUGGACAUGGUGGAAUAGCUUAGGGAGGCCCUCUCAGCCCCUCUUCCUCCAGGAAUGCGGAAUCACUGUGAGGAGCAGGGACUGUAGCUGUGCAGUAGGAGGUGACUCCACCAGUGUGGGGAUCGCUGCCAGAGGAGGGGACAGGCUGGCAGUGAGCGAGAUGGAGCCUGCGCAGGUCCCACAAUGCUCCUGCUCUCAUUCACUCUCUUUGGUUCCUCCCAUUCCAUAACUGUGGUCUUUCCCUACCACAUCUCCACGUCUCCAGUGGGGGCUCUCUUGGGUUGCCCAUCCCCAGACUACUGUGACUGGCAAGACCCAAGACUGGCAUUUCUGGGGAGACUGUCACUCAGAGUUCAAGCUUCAUGUUCAGUCUUGAGUUCCCAGUGUUUCCAAACCAGGUUCAGGGGUAGGGGACCACUGUCUGUAAAAGAAGGAAACUUGGGGUUGUGUACACCUCAGAGGACCUCAUAUCCAGGCUUGUCCCAGCAUCCACUGAACAGUGAGCUUGAGGGACAGAGGUAGCAAGUGAGUGCUGGUGGUGUCCUGUGUCCUGAUUGUUGUUAAUAAGGGCUUGAGUCUCUGAGCUGCAGCUGUGUAACUGGUUGACAAGGGUGGAGGUCGAACAGGGAGUCUGUCUGAUCCCAGGGGCCUCUUGGUGUGUGGGCUUGGACGGUGUGGCAUCAUCACAUGUUAGGCCUUCCCAUCCUCCUGUGCCCUGGGAGAGCCUCCAGCUCUCUAGUCACUGGGGCUCUUACAUGGCACACUCUCCCAUGAAAGCAACACAGAGAGCUGUGGUCAGGACUUCCUCCUGAGCUGUCCUCCCUCCCUGGGAUGAGUUUCCUCACCACCUGCUCCGAGGUGCCUUACGAGGUGCAGCCCUUCACUGGCUAAUGGCAGGCGUCACCGUGCUUGAGAAAUGAUGGGAUACUGACGGAAUAUUGUAUACGGUCAAUCUGAUUUGUCCAAAUCUGAACCUUGGCCAAGCCACCCACAAUGGAAGCUUGAAAUCAAGGUCAGGAACAGGUUUCUUGUAACUAUUGAAAAUAAACCAAUAUGGCAGAACUGUGAUCUGAUUGGAAAA